Messenger RNA from Tribolium castaneum (red flour beetle), 1601 nucleotides. RefSeq names its product tetracycline resistance (gene rtet). Gene Ontology annotation, cellular component: brush border membrane. Gene Ontology annotation, biological process: transmembrane transport. Lineage: Eukaryota; Metazoa; Arthropoda; Insecta; Coleoptera; Tenebrionidae. The transcript is spliced from 4 exons. Gene Ontology annotation, molecular function: transmembrane transporter activity. Bases 217 to 1533 code for a protein of 438 amino acids. The record is from RefSeq and is a predicted model, not a curated record.
UUUGACGGCUGUUUGACAGUUACGUAACCUCACUUAAUCGCCCAAAAAAUGUAAAUAAAAGUCGCGAUUUGUGCGUUUUUGCUUGCGGUGGGCCCUCGUGUUCCGCUUUGUUUUGCUUUUGCCCGAAAAUGUGAGUCUAGUGAUACUUUAUUUCGCAAUCAUCUGGGAGCAUCAAAUUAGAAAGUAGCACUUCCGCUUUUACUUUCCAAGACGAAAAUGUCGCAGAAAGUUGAAAAAAUGAGUUCCACUGUUUACGUAGUUUUUCUUUCCCUUUUGUUGGAUUUAUUGGCGUUUACUAUGAUCCUGCCAUUGUUGCCUUCGCUGCUCGAGUAUUACAAGAGUAACGACAGCACGGGGCUGUACGCAUGGCUCUCACGGCGUAUUCAGUUCUUCCAAGAGCUGGUCGGGGCCCCCGAGAAGUACAAUUCGGUCCUUUUUGGUGGUUUUCUCGGGUCCAUGUUCAGCUUUUUGCAGUUUGUUGUCUCCCCCAUCGUAGGGGGAGUCUCCGACGUGGUCGGGAGGAAGAAAGUCAUGGUCACUUGUCUGAUUGGGAUAUCAACAUCGUACGUUCUGUGGUGCUUGUCGAGUAAUUUAGUUUUGUUUAUUUUGGCGCGGUUUAUUGGCGGAAUCAGCAAAGGCAACGUUUCCUUAAGCAUGGCCAUAAUAGCCGACGUCUCGACGAUGCGAACGCGGGGAAAAGGCAUGGCUUUCGUCGGCAUUGCCUUUUCCCUGGGCUUCAUCGUUGGCCCCCUGAUAGGCGCCCUGUUCGCGGUUUGGGCGAAGAAAAAAGUGGGCGAUUGGUUCAUAGUUCCUGCACUGUUCGCACUUUUGUUGUCGCUUGCUGACUUGAUCUUUUUCAUUUUUUGUUUCAAGGAGACGUUACCAGAGGAAAAACGUGCCAAAAGCGUGAAAACGAGUCUAAACAGUGCCAAAUCGUUCAUCAACUGGAAGGACUUGUUCCAGUUUAAGGCCGUAACGGGCUUGAAAUCGUCCGAUAUGUUCGAAUUGAGGCGUCUGGGACGCGUCUAUUUCGUCUAUUUGUUCAUCUACAGCGGUCUCGAGUUCACUCUGACUUUUUUGACGCAUCAUAUUUUUAAUUAUAAUUCAAUGCAACAAGGGUGGAUGUUUUUCAGUAUUGGGGUCACAAUGGCGCUCAUGCAAGGGGGAUACGUGCGCCGAAUCUCGCCCCAAAAAAUCAGACCCACCGCUAUUUGCGGACUGUGGAUUAUAGUGCCUUCGUUUGUCUGCGUGGGGCUGGCCCAAGGGCCCCUUUUGCUCUACUUCGGACUGUUUUUGUUCGCAGUUUCGACUGCGAUGGUGGUUCCGUGCAUCAUGACGAUGGCGUCGGAGCACGGCAAAGAGAGCCAGAAGGGCACAGUCAUGGGCAUUUUCAGGUCCCUGGGGGCCCUAGCCCGGGCCUUGGGCCCAAUUUUCGCCAGUAUCGCGUUCUGGAGCGUAGGCUCUCGGAUUACAUAUUUGUGCGGUGCUUUCGGGCUGCUUUGGCCCGUCCUGACUUUAACGAAAAAGCUUUAACAGUAUUUGUAUCAGUAUUUUAUUGUUUGUUACCAGGAAAAGGAAAUAAAUUUUUAUACAGUUCUAAA